CGGCCGCCAUUGUUCCGCCGGGGGAGGACAGCGGGGCCUGGCGCUGGCGCCCAGACGCCGCUUAGCGGCCGCCACUGGAGACACUCCCUCUCCUGUCCCCCCUGUCCUCCUGGCGGCGGCGGCGGUGUGUGGCUGUUUGGGAGGGGGGGGACCUGGAAGCCCCCUCUGCCCUCCCCGCAGCGGCCGAUCCCCGGCUCCGGCGCGAGGGCGGCCGCGAUGCGUUCGGCCUGAGGCGGCCGGACCCUCGGCGCCUCCCUUUGCCUCUUCCUCGGUGUGACUGCGCCCCAGCGUCAUCCUGCGAGUCCCUGUGACGGAGGGAAGAUGGCUGCACAGAGCUGGCAGGACGAGCUGGCCCAGCAGGCCGAAGAGGGUUCGGCGCGGCUGCGAGAAAUGCUGUCGGUCGGCCUCGGCUUCCUGCGCACCGAGCUGGGCCUGGACCUGGGGCUGGAGCCGAAGCGGUAUCCGGGCUGGGUGAUCCUGGUGGGCACCGGUGCGCUCGGGCUGCUGCUGCUCUUCCUGCUGGUCUACGGCUGGGCCGCGGCUUGCGCCGGCGCCCGCAAGAAGCGGAGGAGCCCUCCCCGCAAGCGGGAGGAGGCGGCGGCCGUGCCGGCCUCGGACGACCCAGCGCAGCUGAAGAACCUCCGCAACGAGGAGCAGAGGAAGAGGAGCCGGAAGAAGCUUCCUGAAAAGCCCAAACCUAAUGGACGGACUAUGGAGGUGGCUGAGGAUGAAGUUGCUCGAACCCCUCCAAGCAUGACGGCAAAGCAGCCACCAGAGACAGACAAGAAAAAUGAAAAGUCAAAGAAAAAUAAGAAGAAGUCAAAGUCAGAUGCUAAAGCAGUGCAAAACAGCUCACGCCAUGAUGGAAAGGAAGUCGAUGAAGGAGCCUGGGAAACUAAAAUUAGUCACAGAGAGAAACGACAACAGCGUAAACGUGAUAAGGUGCUGACUGAUUCUGGUUCAUUGGAUUCAACUAUCCCUGGGAUAGAAAAUACCACCACAGUUACCACCGAGCAACUUACAACUGCUUCAUUUCCUGUUGGUUCCAAGAAGAACAAAGGUGAUUCUCAUCUAAAUGUUCAAGUUAGCAACUUUAAGUCUGGAAAAGGAGAUUCCACUCUUCAGGUUUCUUCAGGAUUGAAUGAAAACCUUACUGUCAAUGGUGGAGGCUGGAAUGAAAAGCCUGUAAAACUCUCCUCACAGAUCAGUGCAAGUGAGGAGAAAUGGAACUCUGUUUCACCUGCUUCUGCAGGCAAAAGGAAAACAGAGCCAUCUGCUUGGACUCAAGACUCUGGUGACACUAAUGCAAAUGGAAAAGACUGGGGAAGGAGUUGGAGUGACCGUUCAAUAUUUUCUGGCAUCGGGUCUACUGCUGAGCCAGUUUCUCAGUCUACCACUUCUGAUUAUCAGUGGGAUGUUAGCCGUAAUCAACCCUAUAUCGAUGAUGAAUGGUCUGGGUUAAAUGGUCUGUCUUCAGCUGAUCCCAGCUCAGAUUGGAAUGCACCAGCAGAAGAGUGGGGAAAUUGGGUAGAUGAAGAAAGAGCAUCACUUCUAAAAUCCCAGGAACCAAUUCCUAAUGAUAAAAAGGUUUCAGAUGAUGAUAAAGAAAAGGGAGAGGGAGCUCUUCCAACUGGGAAAUCUAAAAAGAAAAAAAAGAAAAAGAAGAAGCAAGGUGAAGAUAACUCUGUUGCACAGGACACAGAAGAAUUAGAAAAAGAGAUUCAAGAGGAGCUUCCAGUGAAUACCUCGAAAGCCCGUCCAAAACAGGAAAAAUCUUUUCCCUCGAAGACCAUUAGCACUAGUGAUCCAGCUGAAGUACUUGUCAAAAAUAGCCAGCCUGUCAAGACUCUUCCACCUGCUGUUUCUACCGAGCCAUCUGUUAUGUUAAAAAGUGAUUCUGACAAGAGCUCUUCCCAAGUGCCACCGAUGCUUCAAGAGACAGAUAAAUCCAAGUCAAAUACCAAGCAAAAUAGUGUGCCUCCUUCACAGACCAAGUCUGAAACUAACUGGGAAUCUCCCAAACAAAUAAAAAAGAAGAAAAAAGCCAGACGGGAAACGUGAAUAUUUUUAUUUCCUGAAUUGGACAUGUGUUUGCAAACACUGUCUUGAAGAUUAUGCUGUUUAUGCAAUAAUUUGUGAACAUGUACAGAGUUUUAUAUAAAUUUAAACCGAUUUUUAAAACAAAACUGUGAACACAACUACCAUAAAAAUGGAAUCAAAGGAAAGUUAAUUUAUGAAAUUAAGAGGUCAGCAGAAUAUACUACAGUGCUGGAAGACACGUGGGAAAUGUUUUUCAAUUGAGUGAGAAUGAUCUUAAUUUAAGAAUAUUAUCCUGGUUUUACAACAGUGCCCUGUUUACAACAGAUUGUGCCCUAUCUCAUCUGCAGCUGAGGAAUAACGGAUUCUGAUUAGAGAGAGGGUGCCUCUAAAUUAGUAGGCAACUCCUUGGAUCUUAUGCACGAACUUGUACCAUUUGAAUCUGUUUUAUGCUUAAAUCAAAGUGCUUUGAUCAAAUGCAUAAUCUGCCAUAUCUUUACAGAUUUGUUGGUAGCAAUUUGUAUUAAGGAAUCACAAGUGCAAAUAAAAAGUCACUUAUUUGUUUAACUAAACUGUCAUGGUUUAGUUUACAAUUUUUAAGACAUUCUUAAUUAAAACAUUGAAAAUGCAAUUGACACUUAUAUGGCUUAUGAAGUUAUUUUUGAUAGUCUUACAUUACUUGAAUUGUUCAAAGUACAGUAUAUUUUAAAUUAAGAAAGGUAAACUAUAUGUAUUUGUUUUAUACACUUAAAGCUCAGACUAACAAGUAAUGCUCUUGUUUAUGAUUUGAAAAUUUUCAGGCAAAAUCCAACUUAAUAUUUUCCCUUUCCCUAGCAGUUAUUUUCCAGUGUCAACUCUUAGUUGCUAAUAAUUCUUUGGCAUAAAAAUGAAAUCAUUCACAAACUUUUCAGUAUGGUGAAGAAUGAAAAACUAGAGUCAGACAGCUUUAAUUGACAUUGUCAAGACCUCCAGUUAUCAGGAAUACAUUUUUUUACUGCCUUAACCUGUAGUGCGUAGAAUAUGCAUCAAUUUCUUGAAGGGGAUUCAUGUUUUUAUAAGAAUUUUCAUGUAAUUAUUGCAAUUGUGGUCAAAUAAGGAACGUUUUCUGCUUGAAACUAUUGAUUUAAAUGAUGUGUGAAAUGUUUCACCAUUUUCAGGCACUGUGUAAUUCUAUUGUAAUAAACUGGCAGGUAUCUUUGUAACUAUAAAUAGUGCAUGCUCAGCCAUGUACACUGUAAAUAGCCUUUACCAAAUGUGUUUGACAAGGACCAUAAUUAACAUCACUUAGUGAAUUGUGAUAAAGAAAAAAGCCAUGAUUUAUUUGAUGUGAUUGGCUUAAUCGUUUUUAUGUGGCGCCAAGAAUGAACCUGUUUAACAGCUGUAACCAAUGGUACUGAUCUAUCCAUCCAAUGUUGUCUUUAUUACAUUUGAUUGUGGUUUAAUAGUAUUCUAUUGUCAGACUAGGAAAGCUAAAGGAACAAAAUGGUUUUACUUUUGCUGAAGUCUGGCCUUAUUAACAGACAGCUUUCCUCACAAAUGAUUAUUAAUUUUAUCAGGUGUUAACAUCUGUUUCAGGAACAUGGCAGUAUGUUUACAUGUCAGAAGUUUUGUUUAAUUCUAUGGUAUUUCUAAAUUGAUUUGUUUAAAUAAAUUCAGCAAA
Molecule: messenger RNA, 3697 nt
Organism: Castor canadensis (American beaver)
Lineage: Eukaryota; Metazoa; Chordata; Mammalia; Rodentia; Castoridae
Gene: Mtdh
Product: metadherin
Biological process (GO): positive regulation of angiogenesis; positive regulation of canonical NF-kappaB signal transduction; regulation of transcription by RNA polymerase II
Cellular component (GO): nucleus
Molecular function (GO): transcription coregulator activity; NF-kappaB binding
Source: RefSeq, a predicted model, not a curated record